GGAAGGGAGGUCAGAACAGUUAAGCCGCUGUACCUGUUCUACAUCAGAGCAAAAAGCGCGUCUUUCCCUGGGAGAAGUGAAAUACACAGACAGUGCCCCACCCAUUUGGAUUUUGCAGUUCGUUCUGUGUAUUGGAGGCUCCAGGGCUGCUGGGGAGGAGCGAGGCUCGUCUUUAUCAGUAAGACAGCGCCGCUGCUUGAGCACUACACUGACCGUCUGCCGCGCGCAAUCACCGAUUGAUCGGGACCCGCGCGGAGUCUCUUCGUUAUCUCGCCGCGCGCCACUGCAGCAGAAGGGCAAGAGGAACUCCUGAGAGGAUCACUUAUUUCAUCUCCGCUGACCCUUCCUGGGAGAAAAACACGGACUAAACUGACACCUGUCCUGGGAGAUACUUAGUCGAAGACCUUUUCGUGUACCUCCGAAGUUUUAACCCUCUGUACCGUUCAACAUUUGUAACCUUGGAACUCGUUGCUGCUGUUCGGUGAGGAUGGGACCGUUGCUUGUCUCCAUCGCCCUCUGCGUGCACCUCGCUGUCCCGCAUCUCGUCAAAGGACCCUGCCAUCCAAACCCUUGUCACAAUGGAGGCACCUGUGAAAUAAGUGAAACGUUCAGGGGUGACACAUUCAUUGGAUAUGUCUGCAAGUGCCCAUCAGGCUUCAACGGAAUCCACUGCCAACACAAUGGGGAAGAAUGUGAAUAAAACCCCUGUAGAAACGGGGGGAUCUGCACAGAUCUGGUUGCGAACUAUUCCUGUGAAUGCCCAGGGGAAUAUAUGGGAAGAAACUGCCAGUACAAAUGUUCCGGUCCACUGGGCAUGGAGGGUGGAAUCAUCUCCAACCAGCAGAUAACGGCCUCCUCCACUCAUCGAGCUCUCUUCGGCCUCCAGAAAUGGUACCCCUACUUUGCCCGGCUGAAUAAGAAGGGUCUUGUGAACGCCUGGACCGCAGCCGAGAAUGACAGAUGGCCCUGGAUUCAGAUUAACCUACAGAGGAGGAUGCGGGUCACAGGAGUGAUAACCCAAGGAGCCAAGCGCAUCGGGAGCCCAGAAUAUGUUAAGUCGUACAAAGUGGCCUACAGUGAUGACGGAAAGACCUGGAGGACGUACAAAGUCAAGGGCACGGAUGAAGAUAUAAUCUUCCGUGGGAAUAUUGAUAACAACACUCCAUUUGCCAACUCCUUCACCCCUCCUAUCGAGGCUCAGUAUGUUAGGAUCUACCCGCAGGUGUGCAGGAGACACUGCACUCUUCGCAUGGAGCUCCUGGGUUGUGAGCUCACUGGAUGUUCGGAGCCAAUGGGGAUGAAGUCUGGUCACAUUCAGGACUACCAAAUCACAGCCUCCAGCAUCUUCAGAACUCUUAACAUGGACAUGUUCACCUGGGAACCUGGGAAAGCAAGACUGGAUAAACAAGGCAAGGUCAAUGCCUGGACGUCUGGACACAGUGACCAGUCCCAGUGGUUGCAGGUUGACAUGCUUCGGCCAACAAAAAUCACAGGCGUUAUUACCCAGGGGGCUAAAGACUUUGGGCAUGUUCAGUUUGUCGGCUCCUACAAACUGGCUUACAGCAAUAAUGGCGAGAGAUGGCUUAUAUAUCAAGACGAAAAACAGAAGAAAGACAAGGUCUUUCAAGGAAAUUUUGAUAAUGACACCCACAGAAAGAAUGUGAUAGAUCCUCCCAUCUAUGCCAGAUUCAUCCGAAUUCUUCCAUGGUCGUGGUACGGAAGAAUCACUUUGCGUGCAGAGUUACUGGGAUGCACGGAGGAAGAGUGAAGACCCCUAUUCUUUGGUCCAUAUUCAAUAUAAACUGUGCUUGUAAAACAUGUACAAUUAAAAUUGGUUUCAUCUCAUCUGAAUUUUACAUUUUUGUAAUAUUAUGAUUUGUUUUAUGUUUUAUUCCCAAAGAGCUUGAGUUUCGUCAUCACUCAUGCCCUGCUUUUUUGUCCUUUUUUGGUCUGUGCCAUUUAUUGAAAACCUUUUUAGCCAAUUAGAGGGUGGGG
Molecule: messenger RNA, 1995 nt
Organism: Cyprinus carpio (common carp)
Lineage: Eukaryota; Metazoa; Chordata; Actinopteri; Cypriniformes; Cyprinidae
Gene: edil3a
Product: EGF-like repeats and discoidin I-like domains 3a
Exons: 10
Molecular function (GO): calcium ion binding
Source: RefSeq, a predicted model, not a curated record